AAUAGAGACGCUUGACGGCCGUCAUGACCAGUGAGAGCCGCUCUUAAGCGCCCCUCUCCCACCUGCCCCCAUACAUCACCUGGCAGAUACAGAGAGAAGAGAGCCAGAGAGCGUGCUAGAGUAGUGAGAGUGGUGUAAUGAGUGGUGGGAGGCGGCCAUGAGAGGAGUGUGAGGAGUGUGGUAGUGGCGGCGUCCCAGCAGACGACACUACACCAGGGAGGAGGACAUGGGCCUGGUGGGCCGCGUCAGAUAUGCCCUGGGCUCCGUGAUGAUGAUUGGUGUUGCACCAGAGUAUCUUGGAGUGUGGCUAGCAUGGAGAGGCAUAACACUAGUACUUCCCGGCUGGGUGUACCAAUGGGGCGAUGAUAAACUAUAUUCCCUUUACCAGCGUCUUGUUCUCUUCUUCUUUGAGACUUGUACUAGAACAGAGGUAGUGGUUUACGGGGAUGCUGAUGAUGCACUGAAGAAGAGGGAGAGUGUCUUGUAUCUGGCUAAUCAUCAGUCCACAGUGGAUUGGCUGGUUGCUGACAUGGUAUCCAUCCGAGGCGGUUCCCUAGGCCACCUUCGUUAUGUGAUGAAAGACACGCUUCAGCUCAUCCCGCUGUAUGGACAUUACUUCUAUGCUCACGGCUGUAUCUAUGUCAAACGUGGAAAAUUCAACCAACAAAAAAUGAUUCGUGCCCUCGACUAUCUCACGGAUCCAAGGAUUCCAACUUGGCUGGUGAUCUUUCCAGAAGGUACACGAUAUUAUCCUGCGACACCCAAGGUCAUUGAGAAGUCCGAACAGUUUGCAAGAGAUAAUAACUUGAAGAGACCCUCAGAGGAAGCAGCUGUGAUGGAUGGUCAUGAUGGCUCGGGUAGGAAGAAACAAAAUCAACUUGUCUUGAAGCACCAUCUCGUCCCUAAGGUUAAAGGCACGUGGCUUGUAGCUGAACAUCUGCAUGCUAAAUUUGAUGCUCUUUAUGAUGUCUCCGUGUUCUAUGAAGGGUGUGUGAGCCAGGAUGGCGUUAGAGGAAAUGCACCACAGUUAAUAGAGUUCCUGAUGGGGAGGUGUAAAAAGGUUCACAUUCAUAUUCGACGCAUCCCCAUGACGGAGGUCCCAAAUGAGGAGGAGCAACUAAAGACCUGGCUUCAAAAUCUUUAUAUAGAGAAAGACAAAUUGGCAGAAAACUUCUUCACUAAAGAUAAUGAGAAGAGAGCAACAGUGCAGAAGAGGUUAGGUGGUCAUGCCUCACGUAUUAGCAUUUGGUCAACCCUGUCAUCAUUUCUUUUCUUCACCGCCAUUACUGUGCCCUUCGUGUGUACCAAGAUUGGUCGUCAACUGUAUCUUCAACUGCUGCUAUAUGGUACUCUGGGAUCCUAUGGUUGGUUAGCCAUCCGCUCGGUUUGUUAGCUUCUACAACCGAAAUUAGAAAGUUUUCCAAUAUGCUGACAGUGGGAGUACUGCACGGGUGGUGCAGUGUGCUUCUUGGCCUUCCCACCGACACAGCAGAAAGCAGCUAUAAGAACAUUUAUGAAUAACAUUUAUGAAUUGAAUUUGAAUAGCAAACUAUUCAAAGUAAAUGUACAGAAAUGUGUACAAUUUCAAUAUUGAAAGGGGUACUUAAGUUUGUAAUAUGGGUCAUGUCCAGAAAAAAAUAUAUGUGCCAUAUUUUGUGAACUUGUUGAAAGAGAACUUUUGCCACAAAGAACAAAUUAUGGGAUUAUAUUAAUGUAUCUAUUGUGACUGUAAUAGUUAAGAUGCUAUUCAAUUGGUGGAAGUUGCAUUAUAUUUUGUGUACGGAGCAAAUCUAGUAGGUGAGUAAGCCAGCCAUUAGUUAGGAGUGUCAGUGUUUACAAGAAGAGGGCCAUCAGAUCUAUGAGAAAUAAGUAGCACUUGCACUUGUUUGUUUUCCAUUUUAACAUUAAGAAAUUGACAUAGGAAUAAGAGUCUUGUUAAGUUUUUAUGUAAACUGAUUGUUAUUGUAUGAUUUUGUUCUCUUGAAGAGAGGUGGCACACAGAAAGCUGUGAAGUAUAUUAAUACUGUACUUCCUCGUGACAUUCAUGUGUCCUUUAAUCAUUAACAAUGCAUUACAAAUAAUUAUUUGGCAGUUAAUGCAUUCUGAGCAUUAAAUAGGGCUAGCUAAAUUUGUUUUAUUAUUAUGUAUACAGAAUAUACACUGUAUAUAUCAAUAUUUGUCUGUAUAUUAUUAAACUAGUUGAGGAGAUGCUUUUAUCAAGUUGUACACAGCCUCUUACCUUGAGUAAAUUACCCCAAUGCAGGUUUGUUAAAAAACAAAGUUUGCAUUAAUUUUAUCAUCUAACCUUCCUGCAAAUGAAUUUGUGUAAUGUAUUUUGAUUUAAAAAAAACGAUAAUUGUGUGUGUGUGUGUGUGUGUGUGUGAGUGCAGAAUAGUCUGCAAAGCCUUUGAGUGUGUGGCCACAUGCUUGGUGUUGGUGUGAGUGCAAGUAGACACAAUGGCCCUCAGGUAUAUCAGCAACAGUAGCAGUUAACUUCUGCCCAUGCACUUUGAUUGUCAUAUACACAAUACAGUACUGAGUGUUGGGUUCAUAUUUGUAUAUUCCUUGGUAACAGAAUUCUUUGUCUUUCCUCACUCCUGCACUCAUUUGUAUAACAUUUUGGUUAAUUUGUUAAUGUGCAUUACCUGUACAAGGAAGAAUAAAGCAAGUUCAGAUUGGGUUCAUAGUAUACUAUGCUUCCUUUUUAAUUUCCAAAGGAUGAGGGUAAAAGAAUCAAAUAGUUAAUAAUUACAAACUCUCAUGUUAUACAUAUACAGCUGAUAAUGCAGCUACAUUAAAAAUGGUGCAAAGGUUUGAGUUCCUAAUAGAAUUCAAGUUAUACAAAUAAUUGGCAGAAUGUGGAGACAAGAUUGAUUUAAUUAUGAAGAAAACUGGUGAUAAUGGACGGCACAAGUCUGCAGGAAUUACUGUGAAGUAGUAAUAACCAGGCUACUGUGUACUAACGGAGAGCGUACCAUGUUUGUGAGACGGUCUCCACCAGUGUGUACUGACGGAGAGCAUACCAUGUCUGUGAGACGGUCUCCACCAGUGUGUACUGACGGAGAGCGUACCAUGUGUGAGAAGAUCACCAGUGUGUACUGAUGGAGAGCUUAAUAUGUCUGUGAGAAGGGCUCUACAAGUUUACAAUUGCUUUAAAGUACGUGUAGGAAUGAGAACAUUUCAUGACUUUGAGGCUUGAUCACAGUACAAGCCUAUAAACAAAUUAAGACAUUUUCAUGCGAGUGAAAAUGACGAGAUAUUUUUCUUGUGCUACAAAUAAUUUUAUGUUAAUUCUAGCGCUGUUUAUUCUCCAUAUGUGAGGGUUUUGAUUUUGGGAAAUCAGUGUAUAAAAUGCACUACAUGCAUUUUGGAUGUGUUAAUAUACAAAAUUUAUUACUGUAUAUACAUUUUAACUAAUAAGCACAAAGUGCAUGAAAGAUGUAACUUAAACAUUUUUUUUGCAAAAUUUUGGCAGUUUGAAUAAACAUAAAAGCAUU
This is a messenger RNA of Procambarus clarkii (red swamp crayfish), 3497 nucleotides long. Its product is annotated as 1-acyl-sn-glycerol-3-phosphate acyltransferase epsilon. NCBI's taxonomy places the organism in Eukaryota, Metazoa, Arthropoda, Malacostraca, Decapoda, Cambaridae. Gene Ontology annotation, cellular component: endomembrane system; mitochondrion. Gene Ontology annotation, molecular function: acyltransferase activity. The record is from RefSeq and is a predicted model, not a curated record.